This is a messenger RNA of Hordeum vulgare subsp. vulgare (domesticated barley), 2953 nucleotides long. RefSeq names its product dual specificity protein kinase shkD-like. Gene Ontology annotation, molecular function: ATP binding; protein kinase activity; protein binding. Gene Ontology annotation, biological process: protein phosphorylation; signal transduction. The coding region runs from base 549 to 2768 and encodes 739 amino acids. The record is from RefSeq and is a predicted model, not a curated record. The transcript is spliced from 8 exons. Gene Ontology annotation, cellular component: cytoplasm. Lineage: Eukaryota; Viridiplantae; Streptophyta; Magnoliopsida; Poales; Poaceae.
UUAAAAAAAAGAUUUCACAAUUCUUCCUUUAUCGACUGUGCGUGUUAAUAGUUAUCUCGUGAUCGGGCGCAAAAAAAGUUAUCUCGUGAUAAAAAAGAGUCAGUUCGCAGUUAUAAGAAAUGCCACGUGGUUGACAAAAACUGUGGACUUUCAUGUACUACCAUCCAUCUAAUUCCCCCUCAUGUAAACUGUAUGGUCUGUCCAUAUCACAUAAUAAAACUUGAAGUGUUGCAGACACCAUCCACUCAUUGCUUCAAAGGUGAGUCAGCAACUCACCAACUCCAAUCCAACUUCCCUCAAAAACAAUCUUUCUAGACUUGAAUCCACUCACCUGUUUUGUUCAUCAUAUUAGUAUCUCAAACACCACUGGCACUCAGGCAAGCACUAUGGAGCUGUUGGCAACCAUGAAGUUUUGAGUCUCAGUAGCAGCCUGAACUCUCAGGAGAUUGGUGAUCAUUUUUUUCUGAAUUUAUGCAAGAGAGAGCAAACACAAGGAUCGGGGCCCAUCGUUCUGAUUACCGUCGGAGAAGAGCACACACACCAGCAACAUGGACUGGGUGGAACAAUUCAACAUUUGUGAUCUGAAAGGACCAAAGAAUCUGCCAACAUCUGGUCCACUGAGUUUCACAAGCAGACAGUUCCCUCGAGAGUAUUACAAUGUUAAGUCCAUGAAGAUAAAGCUUAUAUGCAACUUUGGUGGUACUUUCUUACCAAGGCCAAGCGACGGCGAGCUCCGGUACAUCGGCGGUGACAGGCAUCUGAUGAAAAUUAGCCGGGACAUUUCUUGGCAAGAGCUGAUCAGCAAGACAACAAAGCUAAUAGGGAGGGCUCACACCGUAAAGUACCACCUCCCAGGGGAGCAAUUGAGCAUGCUCAUCUCCAUCACCUCUGAUGAUGACCUUCGGCAUAUGAUUGACGAGUGCAUUGUGCUGGAGGAAAACAGAGAGAUGAUCAACAUGUACCUCUUCUCUCGCAAGGACGAUGAGCGCCACGUGCAUUUCGUGGUGCAAGGCUCAUCUGAUGCCGAGAAAGAAGCGCAGUUCAUUGCUCUUGUCAAUGGAGUCAUCACACUAGGUUAUGAACCAAGAGCACAUAGCGUCGGUAAAUCCUCAGUCAAUGACCUGGACCAGCUGCUGUUUGGCAUCAGUGUGGAAGCAGGACCGCCGGCAGGCAGAAUAGAGGAAGCUGCAGUGUCCACCAAAAGUAAGCCCUUGCAGAGUAUCGCAGUACCGCCGGUGGCCACAAGUGGUCAGCUGGAGAGGACGCCCCUAAGUUCCCAGAGACGGAUGAUCAACCAAUAUGAUUCCAAGCCACAAAGUAAUGAAGACAGCAUGAUCUCUGCAGCCAGGAAGACUAGUAAAGCUACUGGGGUGCAGGAAAAAAUAUCACCAAGGAAACAGCUUCAGAUACCGUUGGACAACAGUAGUGUGACGACGCAGCCAUCGAAUUCACUGAGGAAGAACACUAACCUCCAAGCACACAAGAAGGUAGAGAUAUCGGAACCUAGUGAUCAAUCUGGUAGUCCUGGCUGCAAUACCAGUGCAAACUUGCAGUAUCCAGAGAGGUCAGUUGCAGCCAACAGCAUCCAGAAGAACCAGCCCGCAGGCCCUGCAACAUCGGUACUUCCUUUUGCUUCCACACCCUUAGACAAAAGAAUAAAUCUACAACCAAAUACUCUCGUGCGUGCUUCGAGUGAUACAAUACAAGAACGACCCAGCAGUCCAACAGCAGAUGAGCAUUCAUCUGAAAUCAUUCGAUUUCGCUCGGUUGGCACUGGCAUCAUUAAUCCUCAAAUCAGAGCUCCAUUGCAUGAAGCUGAAGAUGAUGCUUCACCAUCAAUCCCAGAGGCUGAGCUGCGUGAAACCAAGAGCAGUGAAAAAUCUCUGCCUGCAAAUGCAGUGUUGGGCAGAGAUCUUAUGAGCAAUGUCCAGAUAAUAAGCAACGACGACCUCGAAGAUCUUCGUGAGAUGGGCGCCGGAGCAUUUGGAACUGUUUUUCAUGGAAAAUGGAGGGGAACAGAUGUUGCCAUUAAACGGAUAAACAACAGUUGUUUUUCAUACCAAUCAUCCCAGGCAGACAAACUGAUAACAGAAUUUUGGAGAGAGGCUGCUAUCAUCUCCAAGCUUCAUCAUCCCAAUAUUCUGGCACUUUACGGGGUUGUGAAUAAUGGGCCAGGGGGGACAUUAGCUACUGUAACAGAGUUCAUGGUCAAUGGUUCUCUAAAGAAAGUACUCAGUCGCAAGGACAAGUAUCUCGACUGGCGCAAGAGGUUACUUGUUGCAAUGGAUGCCGCCAUUGGAAUGGAAUAUUUGCACUCCAAGGACAUUGUCCAUUUUGAUCUGAAAUGCGAUAACUUGCUAGUGAAUGUUAAGGAUCCCUCUCGUCCCAUAUGCAAGGUUGCCGAUUUUGGUUUAUCAAAGAUGAAACAAGCCACCAUGGUUUCUGGUGGAAUGAGAGGAACUCUACCAUGGAUGGCCCCAGAAUUGUUGACAAUGAGCGGCACAAAAGUAUCUGAAAAGGUCGAUGUCUAUUCUUUUGGUGUUGUGAUGUGGGAAAUUCUCACUGGUGAGGAUCCAUAUGAUGGCAUGCACUAUGGAGGAGUUAUAGGGGGCAUUUUGAGUGACACACUGAGGCCGCCGGUGCCCGCUUCAUGUAAUCCGGAAUGGAGGAAAUUGAUGGAGCAAUGUUGGUCGACUGAGCCUGAGCGAAGACCUUCAUUCACCGAAGUCGCGACUUGUCUUCGAUGUAUGCUACAAGCGCAAAAAUGAAACUCUGAGUUAAUCUGCAAGAAAACCACUCUAUGCAUGCUUGUAUAUAUAUCCUUCUUGCACAUGAUCGAGACAAACACGAAUAUUUGUUUGAGUUUCUUAUUACAAAACUGUUCGACUGUUUUGUUUUGAGAAAAGUGUAUAUUGUUGGUCCCUCUAAGUUUACAAGAGGCAGACAUUUGAUC